Molecule: messenger RNA, 2066 nt
Organism: Oncorhynchus tshawytscha (Chinook salmon)
Lineage: Eukaryota; Metazoa; Chordata; Actinopteri; Salmoniformes; Salmonidae
Product: dynein light chain 2, cytoplasmic
Exons: 3
Coding region: 570-839 (89 amino acids)
Biological process (GO): microtubule-based process; cilium assembly
Cellular component (GO): cytoplasmic dynein complex
Molecular function (GO): dynein intermediate chain binding; dynein light intermediate chain binding
Source: RefSeq, a predicted model, not a curated record
ACUAGGUUUAAUCAAGAAAUAACUGAAUAUAAACUCUGAAAUAAGUGAUGAUAACAGCCUGUUAAGAGUUGUAUGCGGUAGUGAGGAAAUGUCAUUCCAAGCAGAUGUUUAUAUACAUCUCACACAGACAAUAAACAUGGAUUAUAUUUUUAUUUAAUUAAUAUCAGCCUAUAUAAUCUCUCAUACAUUCAUUGGUGCUGAUAUCAAUAAACUAACACAUCGAGCAUAAUAAAUAAUCCGUACAGCUGAGUUUGUGAGGAGGCCUUCUCUACUUACCUCACCGUGUAUUGUUAACGAUGCAUUGUGGGAUGAAAUAAGAUGCUGGCAGAGAAGAGCUGCUAGAAAAUGCUCAAAACACAAGAAGAGGUGGCAGCUCAGCCAAUGGCAGGAUAAGUUGUGUAGGGCGGGGGAGGUAUUUUACGAGGGCAGUUUCCCCACAUAUUUGCUUUGAGUAAAUCUUGUAAAAUAAUUUGUCGCAGCACGAUCCAUCAAGUAAGCAAAGCUUGAUAUCCACAAAGGGGAAUUACCUGAUUACGAAGGGGAUAGUAUCAGCAUCUCCUAAAUAAGGCAUGACUGACAGGAAGGCAGUAAUCAAGAAUGCUGACAUGUCUGAGGACAUGCAGCAGGAUGCAGUGGACUGUGCUACCCAGGCCAUGGAGAAGUACAAUAUAGAAAAGGACAUUGCAGCCUACAUAAAGAAGGAAUUUGACAAGAAGUAUAACCCUACAUGGCAUUGCAUUGUUGGAAGGAACUUCGGCAGCUACGUCACUCAUGAGACAAAGCAUUUCAUCUACUUCUACUUAGGGCAGGUGGCCAUCCUCCUCUUCAAGUCUGGCUGAGUUCUCUUUGAGGCCUGGAGUGCCUCUCUUCCCAACAUGGACUGUAAUGCACUGGUGGCUGAUGUCACAACCUCCCAUACACUUCAAAUAUUAAAGUUAAAACAUACCAUGAUACACAACUGGCUGUGUGCAACUGCAUGGACUAAGAUGUACCAUAUUUAAUGUGUAUAUGUUACAGUAAAAAUAUUACUUUUCACUAGUUUCCAUAAAAUGCAACUGGAAGAGAUUUUUGUUAAUGCUACAUUUUGUUAUAAUUAAUUUGUAAAUGCUUUAACAGUGGCCUUUGAUUGUAUAAUAAAUGAAAGCUAGAGAUUGUAGUUGUGCAUCUGCUUUCCCCCAGAGCUGUUUUGUUUUUAGUGACUUCUGUCCUGUCAUUUUAAAUGUGUUUAGUUGCUCCAGAUGUUGACGUACUACAGCAGUUUGUAAUACCUGUAUAUUGCCAGAGGUACAAGUGAGCCUAGCGCAGUGUAUUUGGACAUGUCGUCCCAGAUUUGCAACUGCUGUUAUCGAUCCCAUUAUCUCACAAUCUUAUUUCAUGAGCUGGACUGUCAUCUGGCAUUUUUCUAUUGCUAUUUCUAUUCCAAGCUAGUAGAGUUCCUGUGCUAACUUGUUUAGAUGCUUGGAGGUUCCAUUUGCAGAGGGUUGACACCAUCCACACUUGAACCUAUUCUGGCUGUGCAACAAAGGACUGAAUGUUGGCGUUCAGGUCCUUUUGUAGACUUUCAAAUUGUAAGACAAUAUUAAUAAUUAGUGGUUACAUUUUUUUUUUACUGUAUUUGCUAUGUUGGUUGUUUCUGUUUAUAGUUUAAUGCAAAUUGCUGUAUGAUUUGCACAGACGUACCUCUUAUUGUUCUCAGUUCAUGGGCACCUGAACUCAAUUGCACUUCACUAAAGGGAUAUUUCGGCAAUGAGGCCCUAGAUCUACUCUCCCAGAGUCCGAUUCACUUGAUACCAUUAUGUCUGUCCAGUGUGGAGGAAGUUGGUAGUUUCGUGAGCUAACGCUAACUAGCGUUGGUGUAAUGACUUGAAGUUGCUAGUAGAUAUAGCGCGAUGACUGGAUGUCUAUGGUUAACGGAUCAAAGUUAUAAUUGACUCCCGGCAAGUAGCUAAAGGGCCUCGUUACCAAAAUGCUGAAGUGUCCCUUUUAAAGGUGUCCAGUAAACUUGGAAACUUUAAUAUAGUCAAUGUAUAAUCAAGCCAAUGAUUAAACGUUUCAUUGUAUCCUGA